UAGAGGUCAGCUCAACAUGUUAGCUUGAAGAACCUUAGGUCUUUUUCCAUCUUGGAGCUUCUAAGCAUUCUCUUCUUAAUCAAUGGAGCAACACUGAAACUAGAAUGGAAAUGGAGGAGAGUUUUUCUGCUCAGGACCCAGAGUUCCUUUCAUCAGCUGGAUCAGGGGUAGACCUGCAGCCUGACACAGAGCAGGUAGAGACAGAGACAAUCUCUGAAGACUCAGCGCAGCUCUCCAUAGAGGCUGCGAGCGUCUCCUCUGAGCAAAACCAGGUCUCCGCCGAUCUGGGUAGGGUGUACUCUCAGCUGGCCUUCAUCACCUUCCGGAGGCAGCUGCUCCACAACCGGCGGAUCAUGCUGCUGAAGAUGCAGCAGUUCAGAAAUAAGAGAAAAGACAGGGAAGCUCUGUCCCCGACAGUCUCUUUCCCAGAGGAGUCUGAGCCUACAGAGCUGGAGGCCAUAGAACAGGAGCUACAUGAUCUGGUGGAAAGAGAACAGGAGCUACUACAGAUACAGACAGACAACAACAUUGGACCGGAUCACAAACCACUGUCAGACUAUACAGAGGAACUCAUUGCCCCCUAUCAAGGAGUGUAUGUCCUACCGAGUAACACACCAGAGAACAUUAAACAAUAUACACAGACUACACCUCCUGCUGCGCCAGAGGUCCCAGAGGACAUAGUGGAGGUGGAGAAGCUCAAUAGUGACCCAGCGAUCGUCCAAUGCCCUAUCUGCGAGCAGGUCAUCACCACGGAAACGUAUCGCAAAAUAGGAGGGGCAGCCUGGAUGCUAUGCCUUGUGUCCAGCAUGUUAGGGUGUGUGGCUGGGUGCUGUCUCAUCCCCUUCUGCUUGGACAACCUAAAGGACGUCAGACAUCGAUGCCCUGAGUGUCACAGCAACAUCUACACCGCAGAACGGAUGUGAAGACAGAAUGGUACUUCUACAGAUACCAUAUCACUGGCUACUGUUUCUUUGGUAUUGGAUGGAGAGGGACAGUGAAUGGAGUGGUUGGAUGGGCGUUAUGCCCUCUGAACUGUGGGACAUUAGAAGAUGAGAGACUGGACAGCUCUAAUGACACCUGGUGGCAGAUGCCGUACAGUACUGUGUUAUGAUCACAGUUUGAGGGGAUGGAGAUUGACUGUUGUUGGGGUGAUAGUUUCUUUCUUGAAAAAGUUGUGAGGAUGAUCCUAAAAAGCACUAUGAAUCUCGAGCAGUGUCCAGCUGUGACAGCAUUUGGUUCUAUCAACGGUGCAGAAUCCAACAGAACCUGAGAAGACUUUCUGACCAAAAUUAUGGACUGGAAUAACACAUACUGAAAGAAUAUAGCGUUCCUUGCUUCAUUAUCUGUAGAACAUAUGUUUGUAUAUUCUAAGAGAAAAUAUUUCUACUCACCAGAGACCGUAUGAGAACAUGAUCAUUGAAGCCUAAUCAACGCAUUGGUCAUGCAAAUGUCAAAGGGAAAGCAGGUGAUGCAUUGACAGUAAGCCAUUUACCACACAACCACCUAGGAUUUAUGAAAAUGAAGACAAACAUUUACCAGCAAGCAACAAUAGCCUGUAUAUUCUACUUCCCUCUUUCUUUACAGUGACAAAGGUCAACGUAAGUGAAUUAACCUGGCAAAUGUUGAACUGUAAUUUUCCAUUUUCCUUUCAAGUGUUUUGUUUAAUAUUGUGGAACUACAGAACAUCAAAUCUAAUAACGCCUCAAAUGCUUACUACUUUUAUAUAGUACAAUUAUACAAUGGAGUAUGAUGCUGUGUUAGUUUUUGACAGCUUAACAUCAUUUCAAAAGAUAUUCACAGUAGAGCUUUACUUUAACAAUAAUCUCAGCAGCCCAGGACCAAACCUCACGUGAGCGCUGGCCUCCAGCCGCAGAUGUUAGGAGAGACUUUCACAAUGCACCACAUUUUAUUGACACAAAAGGCAUUCAGUACAUAUAUGUUUUCAUAUUAUUUACAAAAUAGAUAUAAUGGAUGUGCUACACAUGUAUAAAAAUAUGCAUGACAAGUGUGUACACAAUGUGCAAAAUGUAUGUAUGGUGUACAAAUGACAGACUUGACAGUGUGUGUGUGUGGGGUGGCGGCAGAUGUCUUACUACACUGAACAAAAAUAUAAAACACAACAUAAAAAAUGUUGGUCCCAUGUUUCAUGAGCUGAAAUAAAAGAUCGCAGAAAUGUUCCAUACACACCAAAAGCUUAUCUCUCUCAAAUGUUGUGUUAGUGAGCAUUUCUCCUUUGCCAAAAUAAUCCAGCCACCUGACAGGUGUGGCAUAUCAAGAAGCUGAUUAAACAGCAUGAUCAUUACUAAGGUGCAUCUUGU
Oncorhynchus masou masou (cherry salmon) is the source of this 2318-nucleotide messenger RNA. RefSeq lists its product as uncharacterized. Gene Ontology annotation, cellular component: cytoplasmic side of late endosome membrane; cytoplasmic side of lysosomal membrane; nucleus. The record is from RefSeq and is a predicted model, not a curated record. NCBI's taxonomy places the organism in Eukaryota, Metazoa, Chordata, Actinopteri, Salmoniformes, Salmonidae. The transcript is spliced from 5 exons. Bases 105 to 923 code for a protein of 272 amino acids. Gene Ontology annotation, molecular function: zinc ion binding.